GUAGUGAGUAAAUAAAAAUAAUAAAAGUUAUUUUUUUAUUAGAUUAUAAACUACAAAAAAAUAUUUGAAUACAUUCGAAUUUUGAAAAAAUUAAGUUUUAAUUUUAAAAUUUAAUAAGUGCAUUGAAAUAUUUUCUAAUUAAAAGCCAGUAAUUAUUUUUGGGCGAAGCUAUAUACCUACUUAGAUAAAAUCUGUGAUAAAAAAGAUGUAUGUAAUAAAAAAAAAAUCAUUUCAAGUGAACUGAAGUAAAGGCGAGCAAAGAGCAUAAAGAAAAGCAAUUCAAUUAUAAAAUUCUAUCGAAACUGAGAAUAAUUAUUUAAAGAAAUGUCAUAAUUUUAAAAUUAUUUUGAUAAAAUACGCAUUAUUUAUAUUUUAUUGGAAAUACAAUUUUAAUAGAUAAAAAAAAAAAAAUUUUAAAUGUAAGAAUAAUUUGGUUUUUUUUAUCAGCAAAGAGAAUCGCAUGAAUUAUUUUUGUCCAGUGUUGUAUAUUCAUUGUAAUGGAUAAUAAAACCACUAACAUGUGUAAUAUGCCAAAUCACUUCUUUCAAGUUUGCCGGUUGUGUUUAUUGGUCAUUGACUGUGAUAUUGACAAAAUCUAUAUAUUUCAAUCUCAGCCAGAGCAACAUAUAGACUUAUGGGAAGCAAAAAUAAGAACUCAAACGGCAAUUAAUAAUGAAACAGCCAAAGAAACAGGAUCGAAAACAAAUAUUUUUUCGAAUUUACAAACAAAUAACGAUUGCGCAAGCGCUUUUGAAAAGUUUGUUUCAAAUAAACGUAAUUUUCAAUGCCCAAUCAAACGAGAAUCAUCAAUUAAUUCUGAUGAAGAGGAAAAUUAUUGUGAAGAGGAUAUAACAAUUCCAUAUUUAAUUAAAAUUUUUCUAGAAAUUGAGAUAUCACCAAAUGAUGGACUCCCCCCCGUUAUUUGUAAAAGCUGUUACAAUCAAUUAUUUUCAUUUGAAAAAUUCCGAAAGACAGCUAAAGAAGCUGAACGAACUCUAAAAGAUUUUAUAAAUUUUACUUCCAAACUUUCUGGGACACCUACAGAAAUUGCAGAAACUUCAACUAAUACAUUCAAUGAAUUAUUGAGUCAUUCUUCGCGGCAGGAAGUUUUAGAAGAAAUGGCUGCAACAGCAUUAACAGAAUUAGGGAAUUCCUCAAACAGAAUAAGCAAAAUUGUAAACAAUGCAAAUUUAUCAGCAAAUCCUCAUGAAGGAAAAAUUGAAUCUUCGAAUUAUUAUGUUAGUCCAAUAGAACAUAUGAAACAAAUUCAACAAAAUUCUUGUGCUUCACAAGUUGUCAAUAAUAAAAUUGUAGCAUCUACUGAUACAUAUCCCGUAGAAAGAAAUUCUGAGUUGGAAAGUGCAGCAGUAUUAAUGGAUAUAAGCCGACAAGCAAUACUAUCAGCACAAAAACCAAUAAAUGUCCAAUUACAAAGUUCUCCACAAAGAACUCAACAAGAGCAAACUCAUCACAACCCAGAUCAAAUUAAUGAAAUAAAGGUUAAAUUGGAAAAGUAUGAUUGCAAUCAUGAGUUACUAUUACAAACUCAGUUACUUAAUCAAAACAAGUUUAGUGAUGACGAUGAAUUUCUUAAUCAGCCAAGAACAGCAUUAACUCCCGAAAAUUAUCCAUCUGUUAGCAAAAUGGAAGAUGAUGCUAAAGACCCAGACAACAGCAAUUCAUCGAAUGAUAGCUCUGAUCCUGGUCGACUACAGAUGGAUGUAAGUUUUAAUGAUCGUGGUAGUGAAAAUUUUUGCGAACAAGGAACUAACAGUGGCAUGCAGGAGUUUUCUGAAGAAACUAAUUCUGCAAAUUCAAAUGAUACGCCUGCUGAUCCAGCCACAACUCAGUUGUGGAGAGCUCUUACGACAGAUGGCAACAAAACCGGUGAAACGCUACUUAAGAAAAUGAUGGACUGUGGGCAUGUUUUUGGAAUCAAUAUACCAGGUUUCAAUAUGAACGAUGAUCUUAAUCAACCGCUCCCACUUUUAAAGGAUGGAAAAUCUAAAAAAUCUGGAAGGCGAAAACAGGCUUGUCCCAGUAAAAAUGAGUUGUCAGUUACGAAAGAAAAAGAUUUAAAAGACGAUUCCGAAGCAAAAACAAAUUAUGAUUUUAAAGCCAUGAGUAUUACAUCGGAAUUAGUAACAAAAAAUAAACAAUCUAGAGCUUGUUUGCCGGCUAAUGCAUGUUCAGCAAAAGAUAUGACUUGCGCUAACUGCGGAACACUUACUACUACAAUUUGGAGAAGAAAUAUUCGAGGUGAAAUGGUUUGUAAUGCGUGUGGUUUAUAUUAUAAACUACAUGGUGUUGACAGACCCCAUUCAAUGAGACGAGAUACGAUUCAUACUAGAAGAAGACGUCCAAAGGGAAGCAGUAAAAACUCAAAAAUAAAAAAUAAAAGCAAUGUUGAUAUUAAAUAUGAUACAAAUGAAACGAUGAUUCAAAAUAAUUCAAAUUUUCAAUCAUUAAGAAAUCAUAAUUUGUUAUUGGCUUUAAGAGGGGUAGCUGGGGAUCGUUCAUAUUCUUUGCCUGAUGCUUCACUUGUAUUUUCAGCGGCAGCUUCACAAAACUUAGAAAAAAAGACAGAAUUAAAUUCUCUUAACAGUAAUAUAUUUGAUGAUGAAAAAAAUAACAAUGCAAAUGAUUUAAGUAUUUUGCCUUUAAAUUUAGUAGCAAGCAAUUCAAAUACAAAUGGUACCUCGUCUACUUAGGAUUUUAUUUUUAGUUUUAACAUUAAAAUCAAUAAUUUCCUUAUUUACAAACAUAAAAACCAGAUAAUAUAUUUUCGCACUUUCGCUUAUGAAAAUCGAAACAUAAAAAUAAAAGGAAUCCAUUGGCGCUUUUUAUACCUCAUCAAAUUUUUAAAAAAAUUUCGUUUUAAUUCAGAACUUUGAAUUAGAAAAUUAAAAGUAGUUACUUUUUUUUUUUUAAAUAUCAAACAAAAAAUAUAUAUAUACCAAAUUUGAAAGCGAAAAAUAGUUAGAUAAGGCGAUAAAAAUUAUAGAAUCACCGUCUCACUUAAUUUAUAUUUGUGUAUAAAGUACCAAUUUACAUAAAUAAAUACAGAAUAAAUUAUGUUAACAUAACAUUUUAUAGUUACAGUAGGAAAUGAUUGAAUACGUUAUAACAUCAAACA
Messenger RNA from Condylostylus longicornis, 3136 nucleotides. RefSeq lists its product as uncharacterized. Gene Ontology annotation, cellular component: nucleus. The coding region runs from base 498 to 2711 and encodes 737 amino acids. The record is from RefSeq and is a predicted model, not a curated record. Lineage: Eukaryota; Metazoa; Arthropoda; Insecta; Diptera; Dolichopodidae. Gene Ontology annotation, molecular function: RNA polymerase II cis-regulatory region sequence-specific DNA binding; zinc ion binding; DNA-binding transcription factor activity, RNA polymerase II-specific. Gene Ontology annotation, biological process: positive regulation of transcription by RNA polymerase II; cell fate commitment; negative regulation of transcription by RNA polymerase II. The transcript has 9 exons.